Messenger RNA from Centropristis striata (black sea bass), 1433 nucleotides. RefSeq names its product forkhead box D7 (gene foxd7). Gene Ontology annotation, biological process: cell differentiation; regulation of transcription by RNA polymerase II; anatomical structure morphogenesis. The coding region runs from base 309 to 1283 and encodes 324 amino acids. The transcript has a single exon. NCBI's taxonomy places the organism in Eukaryota, Metazoa, Chordata, Actinopteri, Perciformes, Serranidae. The record is from RefSeq and is a predicted model, not a curated record. Gene Ontology annotation, molecular function: DNA-binding transcription factor activity, RNA polymerase II-specific; RNA polymerase II cis-regulatory region sequence-specific DNA binding.
AGCAGCAGAGAUUACAGAUGAUGCUGGACAUCUCGGAGGACGCGCACACUUUUUACGCUUCACGCACUCGCUGACCGCUCUUUUGCGCUUUAAUAAUAUGCACCAGAAUAAAAUGAUACCAGCGCAUGCGGUUUGGAGAGUCUGCUUGUUGAAAAAGUAGGAGGAGGAUUGUGUUUGGAUUUCUUUCUCUCUUUUUUUGUGAAUGGAGAUGAGUUGUGCGUAAAAGUCUGGUCAUCGCAUUUAAGAGCAGAGCUGUCACUCUCCCACCUGUUGGCAGGUGGUGUUGGCUUUACCCGCGGACAUCUACUAUGACAUUGGGUUUGGACAUCAUGGAGGAUAUUGUUAUCGACGUAGUAGGGGAAGGACUCAAAGACAGCGGAGAGGAGCAGCUCUUACCUUUGGAUGAGUCUCGGAGCGAGCAGGAGCGCAGCAGCGAGACUUCCAGCGGCCAGGAGGAGAAGCGGGACACCUACAGCCCGGACCCGGCGUGCCCAUCUCCCGCUAAAGGCAAAGGUCCCGCGUCGGUGAAGCCUCCGUACUCCUACAUCGCUCUCAUAACGAUGGCCAUCCUGCAGAGUCCGAAGAAGCGGCUCACCCUGAGUGAGAUCUGUGACUUUAUCAGCCACCGCUUCGUGUAUUACCGGGAGAAGUUCCCCGCCUGGCAGAACUCUAUCAGACACAAUCUGUCGCUGAAUGACUGCUUUAUAAAGAUGCCCAGAGAGCCUGGGAACCCCGGGAAGGGCAACUACUGGACCCUGGAUCCCAACUCCUCGGACAUGUUUGAGAACGGGAGUUUCCUGCGGCGGAGGAAGCGCUUCAAGCGGCAGCAUUUCCGCCUGGACCCGCUGAAGGAGCAGCACCUGGAGCCCAGCGGGCUGCACGGCUUCCCGCACGGCGCGUACGGGCUACCGCUGCAGCUGCCCAGCCUGGAGCUUUACCCUUACCUCCAUCACCACCACGGCCACUCCUCCCCGUGCGGCCCCGCCACCAUCCCACCUGUCAGCAGCAUCCUGCCGGCUCUCUCCAGCUUCUUCUCCCGCAGCGCGCUCACGGCCAAGGCUUUCCUGCAGGCGCAGCCGGGCAUCGAAGCCUUCUCCCCGGCGCAGUGCACGGCCUACUCCGCCCCUCUGACCUCCGGAGCCGCUGCGUACGCGUCCCCUGCUCUCUUCCACCCCGCCGCGUCCCAGCACUUCCUCACUUUACACCAGGAGUAUCAGAAACUACAGACUCAGCGUGGCACCGUGGAUCUGAGCAAACACAUCAGCACUGCUCACAAUGAAUAAUCUCAGCCGGACUUUGAACUUUUCUCAGGUAACAGAGACGUUUUAAGCAGAGUUUCUCCUCCACAGCUGGAAGUUUGAGGAAUCUGCUUUCAAAGAAUGUUGUAUAGAUAUGUAAAAAAAAAAAAAAAAAACUCUCCAUCCUUCUCACCA